Messenger RNA from Notodromas monacha, 198 nucleotides. The record is from the annotation of a GenBank genome assembly. NCBI's taxonomy places the organism in Eukaryota, Metazoa, Arthropoda, Ostracoda, Podocopida, Cyprididae.
AUGACCACGGAUCCUCCACGGUUCCCGCACCUUCAGGAUCUUUCCAGGGAUCCGACUCCAGCACUGUCGGACGAUGACAUCGAUCCCUCUCCUCACGGAACGCUCUCCGAGGUGCAGUUGACAUAUCGUACCGUCAGCAGUCGCGACUCAGACGCCGACGAGAAAGCCAAAAAACACGAUGCAUCCGCGCAACAAGCA